GCAACUCUGUAACUAUGGAGCGCAGUCAUGGGGCAGAAAUCGGACAAAAAACAAACAGUGUGCUGUCAUCAGAGAGGGGCCGCUGAGGAGUAAUUCAGAAGUGGACAGAAAAAAAGAGGAGGAGAGAAGCUUGUGGAUGAAAGUAGCGUCUCCGGGGAUCGUUUUCGUCUUGUACGACUUUGGACAACAGGAAAAGAUUUGGAGGGCAGCUGUUAGCAUCGAAGAAACUCUUCAGAGGAUGUUGUUUUUCCCUGUUGGUGUGUUUUCUGUGGGAUUUUCACACUCCAUCCAAAGUGUCAACAGACUGGAGAACUGGCUUUUUCGAGGUUUUCUGCUGCUAUCCCUUUGGAAGUAAUUGUUGGCAAAAGUUGGAGCGAAAGAUUUGUUUCUUCGGAGACUCUGUGUGUGUGUGAAUUAGUGUUUGGAUUAUGCGAGAGUUUUCUUGCACUCGUGCCAGGAUCUUAGCGCGUUUAUUUAUUUAACUCUCGUACAUGAGAAGUUCGCUGCGUGUGAUGCGAGGUCGCGAAACAGCGAGUUGCCUGUCUGUCCUCGAAGCAGACAGACACGGGGAGGGACAGACAUGCGUUUCCAUGGCAACAAGUGGCUGUAGCCCCUUCCCCAUGUGCUGGGAUAGAGAAUAUGACAGACACCUAGCAGCGGCAGUGUCAGCAGGGAAAACCAUGGCGACAGCCUACCUGGACCCCAACCUCAAUCAUACCCUCCUAGGCGGUGCCAAGUCGCGACUGAGCGCGGGGGGAUCGGACCGAACCAUGGCCGGCUCCAUGGACAGGGUCCUGAAAGUCUUCUAUCACUUUGAGAUCAACACUGAGAACAGCUGCUGGUCUUCCAAUAUCAGAUACGGAGAUGCAACUGAUGUCAGGGGGAUCAUCCAGAAGAUUCUGGACAUCCACAAAGUGCGCUGGACUUCAUGUUUCGGCCUGCGCCUCAGUAACAGCCAAUCCAGAGAUCAAGUGCACUGGCUCCACCCAGAUAUGGGCGUGUCCCACGUCAGAGAGAAAUACGAACAGGCACGGCCGAACGAGGAGUGGAGGUAUGAGUUAAGGAUCCGGUAUUUACCAAAGGGCUUUGUGCAGCAGUUUACAGAAGACAAACCGACGCUCAACUACUUCUACCACCAGGUGAAGAAUGACUACAUGACAGAAAUUGGGGAUCAGGUGGAACAAGAUGUAGCUCUCAAACUGGGCUGUCUAGAAAUCAGGAGGUUCUUCAAAGAGAUGAGAGGAAACGCCCUGGACAAGAAAUCCAACUAUGAACUAUUGGAGAAAGAUGUUGGUUUGAGGCGGUUUUUCCCUAAAGACUUGUUGGAUUCCGUCAAGGCGAAAACUCUCCGUAAGUUGAUUCAGCAGACGUUUAAGCAGGUGGCCAAUCUCAACGACGAGCAGUGCAUCCUGAAGUUCCUGGAGGUACUCGCACCGAUCUACCGCUAUGACAAGGAGUGCUUCAAAUGUGCCCUUGGGUCCAGCUGGGUGAUCCAGGUAGAGUUAGCCAUCGGGCCAGAGGAAGGGAUCAGUUACCUCACCGACAAGGGAUCCACGCCCACCCAUCUAGCAAACUUCAACCAAGUCCAGUCCAUCCAGUACUCAGCUAUGGAGGAGAAGGACAGGAAAGGCAUGCUGCAGCUGAACGUAGCCGGAGCUGCUGAGCCUCUCACAGUUACAACAGCAUCGCUCACCCUGGCGGAGAACUUGGCCGACUUGAUUGACGGUUACUGCCGGCUCGUCUCCAUGGAAACUCACUCCUUUAUCGUCAGAGUUCAGAAAGAGGGAGAGAGAGCGCUGCCUUCCAUCCCAAAACUGUCUAAUAAUGAGAAAAAGUUAGAAGCAGUCAGGAGCGGAGUAAGAGCGAUCUCUGUCUCAGAGACUGAUGACUAUGCAGAGAUAGUUGAUGAAGAGGACACAUACACCAUGCCCUCCAUGAGCUAUGGAGUAGUUGAAGCGCGGGACUAUGAGAUCCAGAGAGACAGGAUAGAGUUGGGUCGCUGCAUCGGAGAGGGGCAGUUUGGCGAUGUACACCAAGGAGUCUACAACAGUCCAGAUAAACCGUCUCUACCUGUUGCCAUCAAGACCUGUAAGAACUGUACGUCCGACAGCGUCAGAGAAAAGUUCCUACAAGAAGCACUAACGAUGCGUCAGUUCGACCACCCUCACAUCGUUAAGCUGAUCGGAGUGAUCACAGAGAACCCUGUGUGGAUCAUCAUGGAGCUCUGCACUCUUGGAGAGCUCCGUUCGUUCCUUCAGGUGAGGAAGUACAGUCUCGACUUGGCCACGCUCAUUCUGUUUGCCUACCAGCUCAGUACAGCGCUGGCCUAUCUGGAGAGCAAACGCUUUGUACACAGGGAUAUAGCAGCACGUAAUGUGUUGGUGUCUUCAGUUGACUGUGUGAUGCUCGGGGACUUUGGUCUGUCGCGAUACAUGGAGGACAGCUCUUACUACAAAGCCUCUAAAGGUAAACUUCCCAUUAAAUGGAUGGCUCCUGAAUCAAUCAACUUCAGGAGAUUCACAUCUGCCAGUGACGUCUGGAUGUUUGGUGUGUGCAUGUGGGAGAUCUUGAUGUACGGCAUCAAGCCCUUCCAAGGGGUGAAGAACAACGACGUGAUCGGCAGGAUAGAGAACGGCGAGCGGCUGGCGAUGCCCCCCCAGUGUCCGCCCACCCUCUACAGUCUGAUGACCAAAUGCUGGUCGUAUGAUCCCAGCAAGAGGCCGAGAUUCACUGAGCUGAAAACACAACUCAGCACCAUACUGGAGGAGGAGAAGCUUCAGCAGGAGGAGAGGCUUCGAAUGGAGAUGAGGAGGCAGGUCACUGUUUCCUGGGACUCUGGAGGUUCUGAUGAAGCACCGCCCAAACCCAGUAGACCUGGUUACCCCAGCCCUCGCUCCAGUGAAGGCUUCUUCUCCAGCCCGCAACACAACCACUUCCCGCCUUCAGCCCAUGGUGGUGUAGGAGGCAUAGGAGGCAGCUACCCCCCGACUGAUUCCUGGAAUCCGCACAGGCCUGAACAUACUGCACUGUGGAGCCCAAACAUGGAGGAGGGUGGAUGUGUAGGCCAGGCGCAGAUGGAGGAGAGGCUGAUGAUGCAGCAGCAACAGAUGGAGGAUGACCAGCGGUGGCUGGAGCAGGAGGAGAUCUUCAUGAAAACAGAGUCCAGAAACAGCAGAGGAAGCAUCGACAGAGAGGACGGCACGCUACAAGCACCGGGUGGGAGCCAACAUAUCUACCAGCCUGUAGGGAAACCAGAACAUGUGGCUCCUCCUAAGAAGCCGCCCCGUCCUGGAGCUCCUGGCCACCUGGCCAACCUGGCCAACCUGUGCCCUGUAGACAGCUACAACGAGGGGGUCAAGUUGCAGCCUCAGGAGAUCAGCCCGCCGCCCACCGCCAACUUGGAUCGCUCUAACGACAAAGUGUAUGAGAAUGUGACGGGAUUGGUUAAAGCUGUGAUCGAGAUGUCCAAUAGGAUUCAGCCUGCAGCACCGGAGGAGUACGUCCCCAUGGUCAAGGAGGUGGGUCUGGCUCUGAGGACUCUACUGGCAACAGUGGACGAGACGAUUCCUGUGCUGCCAGCCAGCACACACAGAGAGAUUGAAAUGGCCCAGAAGCUGCUGAAUUCAGAUCUGGCAGAGUUGAUAGCGAAGAUGAAACUGGCGCAGCAGUACGUCAUGACAAGUUUACAAAAGGACUACAAGAAACAGAUGCUAAUGGCAGCUCACGCCCUCGCGGUCGACGCCAAGAACCUGCUGGACGUCAUCGACCAGUCGCGGCUCAAGAUGAUCAACCAGACCCGCCCGCAUUAGCCCGGGAUCCUGUCGAGUUUCUGCCGCAAGCACAUCCGAAAGCAGGACGACGAAGACGGCGGAGUGUGCUCGGCUAAUUCAUUAGAGAUGGAUGGAUGGACAUUGUGGUGGAAACGUGAAAACAGUGAACUGACGGACAGCAGACACGACUGACUGAAACAAUCAGCCCCCCUCUCCUCCUCCCUCAAACAUUCACCACUUCCUUUCUCUCUGGAAACACUCAUGUUUUGGUCAAUAUUGUCUUGUUUUGUACUUAAUUUGCAUUGUUGGCUUUUGUAUCCAGAGAAACGCUCUUCUCUCUCUCUUUCUCUCAUCACACAUUCUCAAAGAUCCUCCCCCCUUCUUUCUUUCUUUUUUUUUUAAAUUUUUAAAUCACCCGUUUUUAAUCUCUGAAGAAAGUGAAUCAAAUAAAGGUUUCGGAGGCUCACCUGAAGGACUUGGCAGGUGUUUUGGUGAAUGGACGCAUCGGAAUUCGCCACAGAAACACACGGCUUACACUCUCCAAUAUGCAGGACGCAACAACUGGAACUGAAGAGCCAGCAUGAGAAGAUAAUGAAGAUGAUUUCAUAAUGUUGUUGUUUAAACAUGCUUUUAUAUCAUUAAUUAUUAUUAUUAUUAUUAUUAUUACUAUUUCAGCCUUGACUCUUGCAGUAUGUCUCUGUUAGAUUUUCAGUCUUUCUCUCGUAUGAGCAGAAGUUCAGAAGCUCAUUAAUGUCAUAACUUCAUCUCUUCUCUCCUUUCUAUAGACCUCUUUAUCUCAGGCACCAAGAGAUGGCGUAAAAGCUGAAUUUUGAAGAACCAACUAAAUGUCUUUUUAUGGGGAAAAAAAAAUAAUUUAAAAACAAAAAAAAAAACUGCCACAGGCCACUUUUUAAGUUAACUUACAUAGUAAAUAUACAAAGAAGCUCUAUUUUUAACACAUUUCUGAGGCAUGAAUUGUUAGUGAAUAAGGGAGAGGGAUGAACAAAGGGGGAGAGCGGAGGAGACAAAGAGCUGACGAGUGGAGGGAGGGUGGCUUUUAAUUAACAGCGGAGGUGCUGAUACCUGUGCUACAUGAGUUGUUUUUGACAAAAAAAGGAACAUUUCAUUCAAAAUUCUUUAAGUCGGUAACAAAAUAACAAGCAACAGUUUAUUGGCUGUUUUUGUAAAAUUUUCCUGAAAAAAAUGUUUUAAAAAACCCACAAUGGUUGUUGCUUGCUGUGUAUAUCGAAGCGCUGUGUAUUGUCAGGUUGUGAGUUAUUUGUCAUCAUUCAACAAGACACAACAAGCUUUCAGAUGCACCCUCUACAUCCUUCAGUGUAGUCCAUCCAGGAGUUCAGAAUAUAUAAACCAACCUAGCUAAUUUA
Messenger RNA from Stegastes partitus (bicolor damselfish), 5155 nucleotides. RefSeq names its product focal adhesion kinase 1-like. The coding region runs from base 492 to 3809 and encodes 1105 amino acids. The record is from RefSeq and is a predicted model, not a curated record. Lineage: Eukaryota; Metazoa; Chordata; Actinopteri; Pomacentridae. Gene Ontology annotation, biological process: protein phosphorylation; signal complex assembly. The transcript is spliced from 33 exons. Gene Ontology annotation, molecular function: ATP binding; protein tyrosine kinase activity. Gene Ontology annotation, cellular component: cytoskeleton; focal adhesion.